AUGAGUUACCAGCAUGUUCAUGAAGGUCCCUACCCUCCACCAGGUUAUGCUCCACCACCGCCGGAGCCACAAGGAUACCCACCUCCAGGGCAGCCAGUACCAGGUGGGUACUAUGGUGAGGGACCACCACCCCCAGGACCCCCUAGUUAUCAGGGUUACUUUAAUGAUCAACAUCCACCACCACCUGAACACAUCCACCACGACCAGCCUGGUGAUGAUAGUAGUGGCUGUUGUUCCUUUUUAAAGGGCUGGGGUACUUCUAGGUCAGCCUACUUGGAGGAAUAUGAGUUAAAAAGUUCAGUGAAUGAAAAAUGGAGGGAUGAGGGGUCUUGA
Messenger RNA from Lycium barbarum (goji berry), 333 nucleotides. Its product is annotated as protein CYSTEINE-RICH TRANSMEMBRANE MODULE 10-like. The transcript has 3 exons. The coding region runs from base 1 to 333 and encodes 110 amino acids. NCBI's taxonomy places the organism in Eukaryota, Viridiplantae, Streptophyta, Magnoliopsida, Solanales, Solanaceae. The record is from RefSeq and is a predicted model, not a curated record.